Messenger RNA from Coffea eugenioides, 1065 nucleotides. Its product is annotated as protein ANTAGONIST OF LIKE HETEROCHROMATIN PROTEIN 1-like. Bases 1 to 1065 code for a protein of 354 amino acids. The record is from RefSeq and is a predicted model, not a curated record. NCBI's taxonomy places the organism in Eukaryota, Viridiplantae, Streptophyta, Magnoliopsida, Gentianales, Rubiaceae. The transcript is spliced from 2 exons.
AUGGCUAGGGCUCCGCCAAAUUUUGAAGUGAAUUUAGAUGACCCAAAUGAUGCAAGACAAGCCGCAACUGCUGUGUUAAUACUAUCGUGGCACUUUCAAACACAUCAAGUUCCAAGGACAAGGCAGCUAGUCCAUACAUGCCCUUUCACAGGUCAAGGUUGGGUUGACGACUUGUUGGGGGGAAAGUGCAUCAGGAUGCUUAACAACAUGCGCAUGAAUGUGCCCACAUUUAUUCAACUUUGUCGGAUAUUGCGUGAAUGUGGAUACAUUAUUGAGGGCCCCUGUGAUAAAGUGACUUUAGAGGAAGGAGUAGCAAUUGCUUUAUAUGGACUGAGCCAUGAUUUGACACAAAGGGUGCUAGGUGAGCGAUUUCAGCAUUCCACUGAGACCAUUCAUCGACACGAUUGCAUUGGGGCUAUUGAUGGAACACAUGUCUCGACAAGCAUGCCAAGAGGGGAACAGGAUGCCUUUCGUAAUAGAAAGGGCAUGCUUUCACAAAAUGUUUUAGCUGCAUAUGACCACAAUAUGAGGUUCGUUUAUGUCAGAGCUGGUUGGGAAGGUAGUGCCCAUGAUAGUCGUGUCUUAUUGGAUGCUAUUUCCAAUCCGGAUGCAGCAUUUCCAACCCCACCGGCUGGAAAAUAUUAUGCAGUUGAUGCAGCGUACAGACACAUUCCAGGAUUCAUGGCCCCUUUCAAGAGUGGUCCAGGAGGAAGAUCACAAACUACACAGAAAGGAUUAUUUAAUCGCCGCCAUUCUUCGGUUCGAAAUAUAAUAGAGAGGACGUUUGGGGUAUGGAAAAUGAGGUUCAAAAUUCUGAAUGGUCCUAUGAAAAACUAUCCUAUUGAGGCACAGAGGAACAUUGUAGUGGCGUGCUGCGUACUACACAAUUUCAUUAGAGAGAUGCAGCCAUACGAUGUCUACUUACCGGAUGAAGUUAAUAUGGAUGGCGGAGGUACCGAGGGAGCUCAAAUGCCACAAUUCCACGUCACUCCAGAAGCACUCCAUGAUUGGAAGGAAUUACGAAAUGCAAUGGCUGAUCACAUGUACCUUCACCGAAAUGAGUAG